AUGAGUGAUCAGCGGCAGACAGGGAAGGUCAAGUGGUUUAGUGACCAAAAAGGGUUUGGUUUCAUAACCCCAGAUGAUGGUGGUGACGAUCUAUUUGUCCAUCAAUCUUCCAUCAAAUCUGAAGGGUAUCGCAGCCUUGGAGACGGCGAAGAGGUUGAGUUUGUGAUCGAAUCCUCUGACGAUGGCCGUACUAAGGCUGCUGAUGUCACUGCCCCUGGUGGAAACCCAGUUCAGGGCAUCCGAUCUAGUGGUGGAUAUGGUGGCGGUGGUGGGUACGGAGGCGGCGGGGGCCGGGGAGGUCGUGGAGGCGGUUAUGGAGGUGGCGGAGGCUACGGAGGAGGAGGUGGUGGGUAUGGAGGUGGAGGGUAUGGUGGCGGUCGGAGAGGUGGUGGUGGUGGAGGGUACGGUGGUAGUGGUGGUGGUGGGUAUGGAGGCGGCGGCGGCGGAGGGUGUUAUAGCUGUGGGGAGUCGGGGCAUAUGGCUAGGGAUUGUCCACAAGGCGGCGGUGGUGGUGGAAGGUACAGUGGAGGGAGUGGCGGAGGUGGUGGUGGUGGAGGGUGUUACAACUGUGGUGGGUCCGGCCAUUUUGCUAGGGAGUGUCCUAACAGUGGACGUUGA
Dovyalis caffra is the source of this 618-nucleotide messenger RNA. Lineage: Eukaryota; Viridiplantae; Streptophyta; Magnoliopsida; Malpighiales; Salicaceae. The record is from the annotation of a GenBank genome assembly.